UUAAAGGGACAGGCUGUGGAAGAGGACCUUGGUGGGACGCCAAGCUCUGGUUGGGGAGCUAAGACGUGUGGGCAGAUGCGCGGGGAGCAGAGGAUGGCAGCGGGGAGAAGGAGGGGAAAUAGACAGCCGAAGGGCAGAGUAGGGCUCCUGCCUGCCGGAGCUUGGGGAGAAAGGAGAUGCAGGAGGUGGGCGGCUUGGAGCCGGGAGCGCCCUGCAGAGCGGUUCUAGGGUAUCACGGGCACUCCACUGACUAGGUUGGGGCUUCUCCACACUGGGGUCGCUCUCGCCGUCUACUACCCCCACUCCAGUCGCGCUUUCACCCUCUGGAGCUGCUCGCUUGGCACUCUUGUGAGCGUCUGGCAGCUGGAUCCUUGUACAAUAGUACACAUCAGAGCCCUAGAUGCCUUUUCAGGGCGUACGCGGCUCUUGGCUUUUUAGAAGCGAGAUUUAGGGUGGGAUUGCGCUGCCUGUUCUUCCUGGUCCUUCUGACUUGCGGGGAGAGGAGAAGUGCAAAGAUCAGCAGAGGGCAAAAGCCCGCGGGAGAGAGCAAGCCAAAGCUCCUCGGACGGCGGCCCCUUCCAGUCGUCCUCCUCCUCCAAAACUGGGAGCGCAGCCCGCGCAGACGGAGUAAGGCAGCAGCUUUAAUCGGAGCCACCUGUCCCCUCCCUGGGACUGGCGGAGAGCCUAGGCGCCAAGUUGCAGGGAGGUUCAGGCAGGGUUAGAGGGGAGGGGAUGGCAGGCCAGGCGCAGGCAACCCCACACGAAGCGGAGGACAUCUGCCCGGUCUUUCUGCCAGCGCCCUGUGCUCUCUUGCUGUCUAAGAUCCUCUCUGCUGUCCCGCUUGCCGCCUCCACCUUGGCCGGGGAGAUGGAUGGCAGCUGGGGAGGGAGAUGAAGGGUGGGGGAAGGAGACUCCUCUUGCUGGCAUCCAGAGCGCGCAGCCCCUUCGCCUCCUCCAAGGGCGAUUCCCGACGGAAGACGUGCCCCCCCUCCCGCCUUCCUAGCCUCCGGUGGUUGCCCAAGUUGGAUCUCUCCCCCACUCCUGCCCUGCCUCCCCAGCAGUCGGGAUCCCUCGGGCCCCCCUCUGAGUGAAGGAUGCGCUUCUGACAACAUCCAGGCAGCCCUUCGCGCCACCAGUCUGCCUCCGUGGUGCCAGAGGGAAGGAGGACGCGCUGAAGGAGUUUAGGGUCGCUCUGAUUUUUCCUCACCCAGCCAGCCGGGAGAGAGAACUGGGCACCGCAUGGGGCGGGGGACCACCAAGAUCACCUUCCUCCCAAGCUCGUGAGGAGCUCCGACCUGCCUUGGAGAGCAGGGGAUGCAGCCCGCCACAGCAGUCACCCUCUAGGACUCCAUGGUGGACAUGGGCAGAGCUCCGACAAACACCCUGGUGCUGUCCAUGGUGCUGGGCUGUUCCGUUGUCCUAAUGGAUUCUUCAUUGCCAGUGCCAACCUCCAGGGAACCAGUAAACGUGGCUGUGGUUUUUGGAGGUUCUUCGUUCCCUGAGCACAUCCGCAGCCGGCUGACACACCAAAGCUUCCUGGGCAUGCCUCUGGAGAUCCACCCAGUCACAGUAGUAGUGAAUGACACUAACCCCAGCACUCUUUUGACCCAAAUCUGUGACAUCCUUGCCAGCACGAAGAUCCAUGGGAUUGUCUUUGAGGACAACAUCGGUACAGAGGCUGUGGCACAGAUUCUUGACUUCAUCUCGUCCCAGACCCACGUACCUAUCAUCAGCAUCAGUGGAGGAUCUGCAGUGGUCCUGACCCCUAAGGAGCCUGGCUCUGCCUUUCUACAACUGGGUGUUUCAAUUGAGCAGCAGAUCCAGGUGAUCUUCAAAGUCUUGGAGGAAUAUGAUUGGAGCUCCUUUGCUGUCAUCACCAGCUUGUACCCAGGAUACAGUGUCUUCCUGGAUGUGAUACGGUCCUUCACAGAUGCCAGCUAUUUUGGCUGGAAAAUCCAGGAUGUCCUGACCUUCGAGAUGACCCAGGAUGGGAGCAACUGCAAUGUUCAAAGAUUGCUGCGUCAGAUCGAGGCUCAGGUGAUGAUUGUGUACUGCUCCCGAGAGGAGGCAGAAUACCUCUUCCAAGUGGCAGAGCAAGCUGGCUUGAUUGGACCUGGCUAUAUCUGGAUUGUGCCUAGUCUGACAGUGGGAAACAUGGAUGCCCCGCCCACCUCUUUCCCUAUUGGUCUCAUCAGUGUGGUAACUGAGAGCUGGAAAAUGAGCCUAAGGCAAAAAGUCCGGGAUGGUGUGGCUAUCAUUGCCCUUGGAGCAGAGAGCUACUUCAAGACCCAUGGCUACCUCCCCAUGGUGGGCAGAGACUGCAAGACACCUCCAAGUGUGCCCACAAACAACACUUUCUACAGGCAUUUGCUUAAUGUUACAUGGGAGCACAAGGAUUUCUCCUUCAACGAAGGUGGCUACUUGGUGAGGCCCACCAUGGUAGUGAUUUCACUGAACCGGCAUCGGCUCUGGGAGAUGGUGGGAAACUGGGAGAAGGGGGUCAUCCACAUGAAAUACCCAGUAUGGCCACGCUACGGAUCCUUCCUACAGCCCAUGGCAGGCAACCACCACCUCAAAGUAGCCACCCUCGAAGAGAGACCCUUUGUGAUUGUGGAGAAUACCGACCCAACCACAGGAGUGUGUGUCCGCAAUACUGUGCCCUGCCAGAAGCAGACCAACCUCACUGAGAGUGGAGAUGAACCAAUGGACCCCUAUACCAAGCUCUGCUGCAAAGGCUUCUGCAUUGAUAUUCUAAAGAAACUGGCCAAGACAAUGAAGUUCUCCUACGAUCUCUACUUGGUGACAAAUGGGAAACAUGGGAAGAUAGUUGAUGGAUUCUGGAAUGGCAUGAUUGGUGAGGUGUAUUACAAGCGAGCAGACAUGGCUAUUGGGUCUCUCACCAUCAAUGAAGAGCGUUCACAGAUCGUAGAUUUCUCUGUGCCCUUCGUGGAGACUGGCAUCAGCGUCAUGGUAGCCAGAAGCAACGGGACUGUUUCGCCCUCUGCUUUUCUAGAACCCUACAGUCCAGCCGUGUGGGUGAUGAUGUUUGUGAUGUGUCUCACUGUCGUUGCUAUCACAGUCUUCAUAUUUGAAUAUUUCAGCCCUGUUGGCUACAAUCAGAAUUUAACCAGUGGCAAAAAGUCCAGGGGGCCUUCCUUCACGAUUGGCAAGUCCGUCUGGCUGCUCUGGGCUCUGGUUUUUAACAACUCCGUUCCCAUUGAAAACCCGAAAGGAACUACCAGUAAGAUCAUGGUGCUCAUCUGGGCUUUCUUUGCUGUCAUCUUUCUGGCCAGCUAUACCGCUAAUCUGGCUGCGUUCAUGAUCCAGGAGCAGUAUAUUGACACUGUCUCUGGGCUGAGUGAUAAGAAGUUCCAGAAGCCCCAGGAGCAGUAUCCCCCCUUCCGGUUUGGAACAGUUCCCAAUGGCAGCACAGAGAGGAACAUCCGGAGCAAUUACCACGAUAUGCACUCCCACAUGGUGAAAUACAACCAGCGCUCAGUGGAGGACGCCCUGGUCAGCCUCAAAAUGGGAAAGCUGGACGCUUUUAUAUACGAUGCCGCAGUGCUCAACUAUAUGGCGGGGAAGGAUGAAGGCUGCAAGCUGGUGACCAUUGGCAGUGGGAAAGUCUUUGCUACCACUGGUUAUGGCAUCGCUCUCCAGAAGGACUCCCGGUGGAAGAGGGGGAUUGACUUAGCCCUCCUGCGGUUCCUGGGAGAUGGGGAAACCCAGAAACUGGAGACUGUAUGGUUGUCAGGGAUCUGCCAGAAUGAAAAGAAUGAAGUGAUGAGCAGCAAGUUAGACAUUGACAACAUGGCGGGAGUAUUCUAUAUGCUGCUUGUGGCCAUGGGGCUGAGCCUGCUGGUCUUUGCCUGGGAACAUCUGGUAUACUGGAAGCUGCGACACUCUGUUCCCAAGUCCAACAAGCUUGAUUUCCUUCUGGCUAUCAGCAGGGGCAUUUAUAGCUGUUUUAAUGGGGUCCAGAAUCUGGAGAGCCCUGCCCACAUUCACAAACCUGAUGUCACAGCUAACUCAGCGCAAGCUAAUGUACUGAAGAUGCUGCAGGCUGCCAAGAACAUGGUGUCUACAGCAAGCGUUGGGAACUCCUUGGAAAAUGCUACACGCACCAUUGAGAACUGGUCUAAUAGGAGUGAAAACCUCCAAACAAGCUUCUCAUUAAGGACUCCUCAGCUUGUCGUCCAGAACACCAGUGGUCCUAAUAGGCCUGCCCAUCCCUCCAAUGCAGCAGCAGUCGAGAAGGUUGGGCGACCUAUUCCAACAUCUCUUCCUGCGCCCCAGCAGCCUUUGCUGCCAGCCAGUGAAAACUGGAGAGGAACAAUUGAUCAGCCACAGAUACUUCAUCCACUGAAGUUCCGAGGCAGCUACUCUGAGGAUAAGGUUCUCCCAGGUUCCACUGUGAACAGCUCUCCACACUACGUGGUAAAAACCACACCUCAGACUCAUUUCAGAAAUCAUGUGCCACUUGAAAACCACCUUAGUGCUGCUCCUCACUCCCCAGCAAGGUCUCCUAGGGAGCAUCUUCCACUUGAGCAUAAGCAUAAGCUCUCUGUGGCCAGAGGGCAUGGGAAAGAAAGGUUGCCCCAGAAUAUUCACCUGGUGUAUGGAGAAGAUGGGCACGACCACUCAGCCCAGAUGGCAAGGAUGGGUUCCACUUCUGAGAAGCGAAAAGAGUGGGAAAGCCACUUCCUGCCUCAUGCCUGUGUGCACAAUUCCUUUCCCAAAUCCGACAGGACUUACAGACCUUUCACAUACCAAGAAUCUGACACAGUAGAGCUAAGGAGGGAGAAGCCAAGACAUAGAGCUAACCUCUCAAGGUCAGCCUGGGAGCACCAGGAGAGAGCCCAGUCUCUAGGCAUCUGGAGGCAUCACGGAAAGCCUUCUGUCUAUAGGGAUAUGCCAGACCUCUUCCCCAAAGCUAGUCUGGCUCCAAAACCAACAUCAGUGCCUGGAAUCCAUCAUGGAACCCAUCACUACCCUCCCGAUGCCCUUAGACCAAGCUAUACGUGCAACAGGAAAUGUGUGGAGGCCAAUGGUUUGUCUUGGAAGGACCAACGGCUACUGCACUCCCAGUCCACGAGACUCCCCUCAUACCGGGAGGCCUGCCUACAAAACACCUCAGGCAUGCACAGGGCUUCUUCCACAGUGGUGCACAAGCAGUAUGCCUACAUGAACUCUUACACAAACAUGCCUAUUUACUGGGGACGCCUUUACCAAGGCUCUCCUCAGCUAUGUGAACAGUCCAGUGCUACCCAACACUACUUCACUCGCGCACCCUGGUCCCCUUGCAGCAGGGAUUUCUUGGUCCAUGAAGAUGGUCCUCGGACCAUGUACUUUGGUAGCACAUACAGGGACUGCAGGGACCGGAGCAGGGUGGAUCCAGCAUUUCUCCAGACGGUCAACACUGAGAGGAGGGACUUCCUGGCAACCCAAAGGAUGCACAGCCCUUAUGCGACAAGAUCAUGGAGGCGUAUCUCUAGCCUUGAGUCUGAAGUCUGAAAGUGGAAAGACAGAUGGCGCUUGGGCUAUUAUACCCGAUUUGUAAUUAUGCUGGUGUUCACAUAUGUUGGAUAAUCACUCAUAUGUGGCCAACUCUGGGGAAUGACCUCAGAAAGGGCAAGAGAAGGACCUUCCAAACUAUCAGUCUGCUUCUCCCUUUAAGCUGGUAUUAACAGAAAGAUCUUUGUCUCUUCCAUACUGACUUGGAUCAACAUAAGAGCAAGUGACCUUUCCCCUUCAUCUACUGAUGGACCAAAAACAAAGCAACAGAAGCUGAAGGCACUUUAAUGACUGAAUUCCAAAGUCUUCCAUUGCUAGGCACUGGGACACUCUGUCUGUGCAAGACAACUCUCAUGGUGGUGAUUCACACUCAUGCUGUCUCUAUGGAUAGCGUAAGAAGUAUCAAUUCCAAUGUCGACUAUUUACAUUUUAGUGCCAGUUAUCAUUCAGAGCAUGCUCUGUGACACAGCAGGAGAUGCCCAUCAGCCUCCUAAUAAAAAUUAGGACUAUCUUGCUUUCCCAUAUGCACUGAUCUAAAUGGGGACUGUACAAAGGACUUACAGGUGCAUAGUAUGAUAUUUUUAGUGUUUUACAUUACUUUCUGGUUCCUCAUAAAGAGCCUAAAAUGCCAAACAGAGGUUAUUAAAGACACACUUCUUAAAAUGUA
This is a messenger RNA of Hemicordylus capensis (graceful crag lizard), 6181 nucleotides long. It is a transcript of the gene GRIN2C, whose product is annotated as glutamate ionotropic receptor NMDA type subunit 2C. Gene Ontology annotation, molecular function: transmitter-gated monoatomic ion channel activity involved in regulation of postsynaptic membrane potential; NMDA glutamate receptor activity. Gene Ontology annotation, cellular component: plasma membrane; postsynaptic membrane; postsynaptic density membrane. The coding region runs from base 1351 to 5514 and encodes 1387 amino acids. The record is from RefSeq and is a predicted model, not a curated record. The transcript is spliced from 13 exons. NCBI's taxonomy places the organism in Eukaryota, Metazoa, Chordata, Lepidosauria, Squamata, Cordylidae. Gene Ontology annotation, biological process: monoatomic ion transport; long-term synaptic potentiation; synaptic transmission, glutamatergic.